UUCUUUUAGCCAACCCGUUUUCUAUCGGAAAGCGAGGAAUGACGCGCGAUCCUUGCCUUUAAGGUUCAAGUGAGAGCGAGAGAGAGCAAAACCAACCGACCGACCGACGUGGUGCGCCUAUUCGUGGGGUUGGAACCCCGGGGCAGUGGCAGCAGGUGCAGCUAAGAGAGCAUUGGAUACAACCCUAAGGUGGCAUGGUAGAAGCAGGUCAACAAGAUUUUGCUGUUGCAAAGUUCUGCUGCUUCUUGAGGUAGAGCUGUGAAAAGAGCAAAAUGGACCUUGAUGUGCUGAACAUGUUUGUAAUAGCGGGAGGUACUCUGGCUAUCCCAAUCCUGGCAUUUGUGGCAUCCUUCCUCCUGUGGCCUUCAGCACUGAUCAAAAUAUACUACUGGUAUUGGCGUCGAGCACUGGGCAUGCAACUUAGAUAUGUGACCUAUGACAACUACCAGUUCUGCUAUUCCUACCGAGGGAGACCUGGCCACAGACCCUCAGUACUCAUGUUGCAUGGAUUCUCAGCCCACAAAGAUAUGUGGCUCGCUGUAGUCAAGUUCCUUCCAAAGAACUUACACUUGAUUUGUGUUGACAUGCCUGGCCACGAGGGUACCACUCGGUCAUCCUUAGAUGACUACUCAAUCUAUGGGCAAGUGAAAAGAAUACACCAGUUUGUGGAAUGUAUCAAUCUGAACAGAAAACCCUUUCACCUAGUUGGAACUUCAAUGGGUGGAAACGUUGCAGGAGUUUACACUGCUCAGUACCCAGCGGAGAUCUGUAGCUUAAGUCUUGUAUGCCCUGCAGGGCUACCACAUGCCACAGAAAGCACAUUUGUAAAGCAGCUGACAGAGCAGAAGGAGUCUGGGUGCAUCGACAGGAUUCUUUUAAUUCCAUCCACCCCUGACGAAAUGGCAGACAUGCUAAAGCUUUGCUCUUAUGUACGCUUUAAAGUGCCCCAGCAGAUCCUGCAGGGCCUCGUUGAUGUUCGCAUCCCACACAAUGACUUUUACCGAAAAUUAUUUUUAGAGAUUAUAGGUGAAAAGUCAAGAAACUCCCUUUAUGAAAACAUGAGCAAGAUCAAAGCCAGAACACAGAUCAUCUGGGGAAAACAAGAUCAGGUCCUGGAUGUUUCGGGAGCAGACAUUUUAGCAAAAUCGAUUCCCAACUGUCAAGUGCACAUUUUGGAGAACUGUGGACACACUGUACUUGUGGAACGACCCAGGAAAACUGCAAAACUCCUUCUGGAGUUUCUAAAUACAGUGCAGAAUGCAGAUAACAAUAAGAAACUGGCUUGAACUCUCACUGUCAAGUUGAACCCUUAAGCUAGAUGUUUUGGUUGUGAUGAAAUAACUACUGAUUUAAUAAAUUCUCAGGGAUCUUAUACAGAACUUGGUGACUGUGCCAAAAUCCCUGAAGAAAUCAGAAUAACUGAUAUAUUUAUUUGUAGGUACAUUUAUUUGGGAUACUGAGCAAACUUCUGAUAUGUGUGUUGAUAAAGUCCAAUGAAGUUUACAUUAUCUAGAUAUUUUUGGGAUUAGUAAAAGAGCCAUCAGAUUUAUGACUCUACUAAUUUUUUUCCAUCAGGCACUUUCCAUCUAUUUUUGAUAACAUUCUCCACUCCUUUUUAUCCAACGUGGGCUAGAUAAAAUACAUGUUAGCUCAAUAAAGGAGAGCCGCAGGCCUACCUUAUCUUGCCAGAAGUGUGCUCAUUUCACAGACUGUUUUUGAUAACAUUUCACUGGAUUACAAAUCUAGUAAAGUGAGAAAAAGUUGGGAGAGGGACAGAUCUUUUGGAUUCUUUCUGACUUCAGUGAAUUUCUUUGUAAGGUUCCUGAAUUAUCUGGAAAAUGUGCACCCUAUGUAUCCAUUGGCCUUUACCUUAGCAUAUAUGUGAUAUAAUUAUUUAUAUAAUAUAUAAACUAGAAUAUGACCUGAAAUCAGAAAGUUCUGUAUCAUGGAAUGUACUGGCCACUUGUAGAUUUAUGCAGCUAUGUUAUGCAGUGGCGUCACUAGGGUUGGUGUCACCCGGUGCGGUAACUCCUUGACGAGCCCCCAAAUGUCCUGCUGAGCAUGCACGCGCGUGCACACACACGCACACAAGGCCAGCCACCCAUGCCCCUGGGAGGGCGCGCAUCGGAGGGGCACCCAGCUGGAGAAGCAGGCCUGGGAAUGCCUGUGUGCCUCCCUCACCCUGCCGACACUGCUCCCAGUCUCACCCUCCCGCCUGCCUGCCUGCCUCCGAGGAGUUGGCUGCUCCGACGCUGACCCGGAGCACUUCUCGGCUCCUUUGCCGGGCAACGGCGCGGGUGCCCUGCCCCUCAACUUGGCAGCUCUAGGUGUCACCCCCCUCAUGGUGUCACCCGGCUGCGGUCCGCAUUCCCUGCACCCCGCUAGUGAUGCCACUGAUGUUAUGUGAUAUAGUGUAAUAUUUGGCUAAUUUGAAUGUAGAUGUCCAUGACAGUCAUUCUGAAAUAUAUAAGAAAUAUGGUAAGGAGCAAAACUUCAUAGACUGAGAGCUAAGGUAUGUUCCUGCCUCUUAGUAUAUAUGGCUUUGCAUGAUAAGCAGUUAAAAAGUUUCUGGCAAUCCAGAUGUUUUCUAAAGUCCUGUUUAUGUAGCUCAUUCAUUUAUGACUUCAGCAGAGAAGGAAGGCAACACAAAAUGUUAAUGGUACGUAAGUUUCAGAGACUUUGCAAUGUUUACACUGAUUUAUUAUGGAUGAGUUAUUGUAUCCCUUAACAGCUCUGUUUCUCACAUAUGUGCUGCCUUAAGAGUUAAUAACACUGAAAUAUUGAUGUCAUCUGGACUGACUUUAAUCAGGAAACAUUUUUAUGGUUGUGUUAUUCAAACAAUUUUGGAGUAACUAGUUUAGGGAUUCAAAGUUAAGGGGCAAUUCACUGGCUGUGUACUAAAACACAUGCAUGCACACACAUGCAGAGGUCAGUUCCUCUGAAAUCUGGAACUGUUCUUGAUUCAAGUGGUUAGCAUAUUCCCUGUAAAAAGUGAUCCUUCUGUACAAUUAAUAAACCAAGUAGAACCAUUUUGGAGCCAUUCUGGAGCCAUUUUUUUCCAUCUAGAUGGGAUUUUGCCCAAGCAAUAAUACUGUAUAUAGAUAGAUGCACAAGUGAUCAAAUUCAGGUUAAAGUUGGGACGAGCUGUUUUCUCAGCUCUUUUCUGAAUUAUUAAUUGUUCUGCUGAGUAUUUUGAUGUAAAUAAUUGAGUUUCUUAAUGAAUUCUGUGAAUUCUGUGAAUGGUAAUGUUUUGGGGUGGGAUAUAUACAUGUAACAAUAAAACAUAAUUAGGGUACUCUAAAGUGAAUUAUUUAUCAGAUGUGAUAAAGAUGGAAUGCAUCUUCAAGUUUAUUGGAAAAGAGUGUAGAAAAUAUGACCGUCUUUUUUCUAGAUAUUUGUACUCAUAUGCAGUUGUAACUCUUCACCUGAGUGAAAUUUCUGAAGCAAACUUGUUCCAUCUUGUUAUUUGUGGUGCUCCAUUUUUUAAAAAAAAGCAUAGUGAGAAGGUUUUCGAAAAUUUCCCAUCCCCAGAAACACACAGCAAAUAUUGUUGCCGAGUUUAGUAAUAAUAUAAAAUGGGAUGGGUAUUCAAGCUGUAGCUUAGUGGUGGAGAACCUGUGGUUCUCCGGACAUUGUUGGAUUCCAGUUUCCAUCAGCCUCAUCUGGCAUAGCCCAUGCCCAAGGAUGCUGGGAGAUGUAGUCCAGCAACAUCUGGAGGGCCAAGGUUCUCCCCUUCUGCUGUACCCCAUUGUACACUUAUCCUGGAGUAGCCCUAAUAAAUCAGUGGAUCCAUUCCAAAAUAUGCUGAUUGCAUUUUGCAAGUUCAAAAUAAUUUGUUGAGGCACUAAAAGUAUGCUUUGAUCCCCAGUGUUCUGCUUUUCUGUGGAGCCACUGAGUUCAGGGGACAAUGUAAUUUCUGUCCCAAUUAUAAGUACUCUAAGGAGUCUGUGUAUUUUCAGCUUGCAUUUAUGAUUGCCAUGGAACUAUCUUGCAGCAUCUUUUGAAAUGUGAUACACAGAGUCUCUAAGAUUGAGCCAUUUAGUCUAUCUCUUGUCCAAAUGGGGAAAGGACACUUUCCACCCUUUUUAUUCAAGUACAUCAGGAAAAAUGUAUGUUUUAUCUGAUAAUUGCUAGUUCAAUACUUCUGUUACUGGUGAAAAUAAAAACAAAAGGUGGUAUAAGGCAUCCUUUUGGAACAGACUAACUGGGAUUAAUGGACUUAAGUCACAAUUAAAGCUCAUGGAUUUCAUUCACUCAGCUCUGAGUAUGACUUGGUCAGAUGUCACUCAAAGAGACUGGUAACUUAAUGUGUUCAAAACCUAGAGUAAGGAGUUAGAUUUUAUUUUAUGGUUUUCAGAAGUCAAUGUAUUGUAUGUAAAAGGACUUAAUUAAAAAGUAAUUGAA
Molecule: messenger RNA, 4404 nt
Organism: Rhineura floridana
Lineage: Eukaryota; Metazoa; Chordata; Lepidosauria; Squamata; Rhineuridae
Gene: ABHD6
Product: abhydrolase domain containing 6, acylglycerol lipase
Exons: 10
Coding region: 273-1286 (337 amino acids)
Source: RefSeq, a predicted model, not a curated record